AUGCCACUCUCCACGGGUUCCAUCGAUUCUGGUUUCUUCGGGUGUACAACUGAUGAUUCUUCGAAAAAGGGAGAAGAUCUUCUCAAAAUGGCUCCACUUUCAAUGACCGACGAAGAAGAAACGUUGUCUACCUCAUCGUCGGGAUUCUCCCAAAACUCUGCUCCAGUUGGAGAUUCGUCGUCUUCUUCUGGUCCACCAUCCAUUUAUUUUUCGAUGAGUUCUGGUCUAUCCCCCAGAAAACAUAGAACUCGUGUACGACGUUCUAAUCGAAAAUUGAAACGCCCCCCUCGUCAGAUUUCUCCAAGAUCUGACUCACCUCCGUCCCAUUCUGAUUCUCCUUCUGCUGGAACAUCGUCUUGCUGCUUAUCAGUUGCUGGAAGUAGCAGUAGCUCUGUAUCAUCUCCAACUACCUCUGUGAGAACUUCGAUCGAUGAACUUGCUCUCCGCCUUUAUUUCUACUUUAAAUCCCUACUGCUAGCUAUAAAUCGUCAGAAGUCGAUAUGCGAAAACAUUGCGUAUCUUGUGAAAGACUUUGAUGCUCGAUGGGGUAAUUCUGGUGUUCGAAAGAAGCCGUGUGAUCCUAAAGGAUGUUUGGCUCCGAUCUAUUCGUCAGAUAGAAAUGGAAAACUGGUUCAUCCGGCAAAGUUUCCAUUGUGCUGGGCUGUUCCUCAACCGGCAAUCUUCUAUCAGCUGAUGGCUAUUGAUGUUCUGGAAUACAUCAAGUUUUUGGAAGGAGUGUCUCCACAAGUGAAAACGAAACAACACCCCUCUGGACCACCAAUUCACAAUGAAAGAGAAGCAUCGCUGUCGAUGGAAGCUCUGAAAGCACUUCAAUAUCAGCAACAGCAACAUUGGCAGCAACAACUAGCACGUGGCGCUGUCUUUCCAUUUCAUCCGCUGGUGGCGAUCAACUUCGAAAAUCAGAUGAGAUCAAUGAAGAAUCGUGAUCAAAUGUACCAACAUCACGUUAGUCUCCAAAAGCUGCCGUCUUCCGAUGGAGGAGAAUCACCGGCUGGAAAACGUGACUCUUCAUUCGAUUCUCAAUCGAGCAGUGAAGCUGAUCCAGAUGCACUUCCAAGUAUUAUGAGUAAACUGGAUGAUGAUGUUUCUGGAGCUGAUCUCGAUAAAACGCCGUCAACAGAAAAGAAAGAUAAUAGCAGACGGUCGAGGAAGAGUGACACGAAGAAGCAGAAUGAAGGAGACAAGUCACCGGCAGGUUGGUUUCAGGGACAAAAGUGUUAUGGGAUGGGUUGA
Molecule: messenger RNA, 1254 nt
Organism: Caenorhabditis remanei
Lineage: Eukaryota; Metazoa; Nematoda; Chromadorea; Rhabditida; Rhabditidae
Exons: 4
Coding region: 1-1254 (417 amino acids)
Source: RefSeq, a predicted model, not a curated record